This is a messenger RNA of Triplophysa rosa, 2159 nucleotides long. It is a transcript of the gene gcna, whose product is annotated as germ cell nuclear acidic peptidase. The coding region runs from base 128 to 1867 and encodes 579 amino acids. Lineage: Eukaryota; Metazoa; Chordata; Actinopteri; Cypriniformes; Nemacheilidae. The transcript has 13 exons. Gene Ontology annotation, cellular component: nucleus. The record is from RefSeq and is a predicted model, not a curated record.
CGGCAACAUCCGGUCGACGAAAUUUGAACGAACGUGAGUGUUUCAGCGUUUGGGUUUGCUUAGAUGCACGUUUCUUUUGAAGUGAGAUAUCAACCCCGCUUUUAUCAGUGACAACAGGUUUGCUGCUAUGGAUCCCGGUACUGUGUCAUUGUUUCAAAGAGUCUCAGAAAAGCUUGGUUGGGAUAGACAUGAAGAUCUUGAUCAAGUUGAGAAGAAGCUGAGAAAGGGCUUGAAUAAAAGCAGACGGCCAGCAUUGGGUAGUUAUGACUCCAGUCAGUCCUCAGGCAGAGAUCAAACACACCGACCGCUGCACUCUGACAGCGACUGCUCAGGGAAAGAGAAUCCAUCUCUGCCAAAUCAUGUGCUGUUGUGUUCAGAUGAUGAGGAUUUGGAUCAAUUUCUUGCUCAGAAGGCUACACCGAAACACACUUUUAAGCAGUCAUCUGCUAUGAAAGCGAGAGAGCCAGUUCCUGUACUGUCUUCAGAUAGUGAUAAUGAGUUUGAAAGUUUUUUGAAUCGAGUGAAAACCCCAAAGGCUAAAGUGCGGUCACAGUCUGCAAGUGGCAGUGACGACAGUUUGAAACGCUUCGUAGUGGACAGCAUGUCAUCUGAUGAUGAUUUUAUCAAUGGCAAGAGGAAGCCUUUCCUUACCAAAGGGAAACCCAAGACUGCCAAGACUCCUAAAUCGCUUCAGAAGACAGAGAAACGGCCUCUGUCUUGCUGGGAUCCUCCAGUCUUCUUGAGUGACAGUGAUGAUGACGACACUAACAUUGUGAUCCAGAGCACAUGGAGUUCCAGACACAGCCGCCCAGCAUCUAAGGAACAUCACAACUCUCGUAAAGAGAAACCUGCUGUUCCUCCGCCGGUCAUCACAGUGAUGACACCCAGUGGUCAAGACGACACAUGCAGCUCUGAGGAAGAGUUCCAGUCUUUACUGGACAGAGUCAGACAGAAUCACAAUCUGGGAGGAAAAACUCCUGCAAGUCCAAAACUGCCUCCAGAGCCCAAACCACGACCACCCUGUUUGUCCACACCGGCUGCAGUGGGUAAGAAGACAGACGAGCGAUCACACGUGAGCCACAUCCCAGUGCAGACGCCCAGCAGCAGACCAGUAAGCCAUACUGAGCCCAGAGCACCACCCAACAGCAGAGUGGUGGUGUGUAAAACUCCAGGGUGUUUCCUGCAGUCUCUAUCUGUCCCCGGAUCCUCAUACAGCCGCAGCUUCAAACAGAACAAAGAGGAGCUCACCAGUAAACUCUAUCAGCUCUACAACGCCAGUGUAUUUGACAGCAAGCUUCCCAUCGACAUGUCCGUCACAUGGAAUAAGAAGAUGAGGAAGACGGCCGGAUAUUGCAUCUCGGGUCAAGAGCGAGGCACAGGAAAACGAUACGCCCGCAUCGAGCUGUCUGUCAAAGUGUGUGACUCCGCAGAUCGGUUGCGUGAUACGUUAGUUCAUGAAAUGUGUCAUGCUGCUACAUGGCUCAUAAACAAUGUGCGUGAUGGUCACGGGCCCUUCUGGAGGCUUUAUGCCGGUAAAGCCAUGCUUGCACACCCUGAGCUGCCCAUGGUGACGCGCUGCCACAGUUAUGACAUCAACUACAAGUACCAAUAUCAGUGUGACCGCUGUAAGAACACGAUUGGCCGUCACUCCAAGUCACUGGACACCACAAAGUUUGUGUGUGCUUUGUGCACCGGGCAACUGGUUUUACUGACCCCGUCAAAGCCGCGAGGAGCCACACCUUUCGCUACGUUCGUAAAGGAGAAUUACGGUUCAGUAAGACAGGAACUGGUCGGGCAAAGUCACGGUGAGGUAAUGCGCAAACUCAGUGCAGACUUUGCCACUAAGACGCGCAUAAGUCAAAGCUGAUUUGGGAUCAGAUACUUAAAUAGGAAUAAAACCUUAAAUACCUCAAACCUUCAAGACUGCUGCAGUAGUAAGAGUUCUGUUAGUGCUGGAGGAUGCUGUCUCUUAUUUAGAUUUGAUUCAGAUUGUUUUCCACUGUGAAAUUAUCAUAUUUAUGAUAAGUGAUGGUAUUUAUGAUAUUUGAGCCGUAUUCAAUUCAUUAACUUGAUUCUGAAUGUUUAAUAUGAGGACUCUGCAAUUUCAUACUCUCAUUCUCUUGUGUAGUAGUUGCCUUUUAUGUGUUUGUUUAAUUAUU